Messenger RNA from Cyphellophora attinorum, 1002 nucleotides. RefSeq lists its product as uncharacterized. The record is from RefSeq and is a predicted model, not a curated record. Bases 1 to 1002 code for a protein of 333 amino acids. The transcript is spliced from 2 exons. Lineage: Eukaryota; Fungi; Ascomycota; Eurotiomycetes; Chaetothyriales; Cyphellophoraceae.
AUGGACGAUCUCUCCUCUAUUCCACAGGCUGGCAGCAAAGCCAUGGCGUCGGAACUCGCUGGCUUGCACCUAGUCCAGUGUAGUCGCACAUUAAAUGGAAUACCGGUCGAAAUACUCAGUAAGAUCCUGGAGUACGUGGUUGCAGACGAAGUUCAUGUCUGCGUCGAUCAUCAUGAGGACAAGACCGGUACGAAGCCAUGGGUGCCGGACCUGAUGCUCGUCUCCGACAAAUUCAACGUCACGGCGAAGAAGGCUAUCGCGAAGCAUGCACAGCUAUCAUUCUUCGACACUAGUCAGUUCGAAAUGCACUUCGAGGCCAUUGAGAAUCACGGUGCGCAAGAAAACUGGAGGGGACACCUACGAUUGACGAAAUUUCCGGAAUAUCUCGUCAGUGAGGCAUCUCGGCUCACUAUCAUUCAGGGCAAUAUGUAUUGCAACCAUCUGGACGUUGGCACCUUUCCGAAAUUGCGCAAAGUCACGUUCUGGUUGGGCAGCAUCGAGACCUGGCCUUUCCGCGUCAGUCGCCUAAUGAUAGCAGUCUCCCGUGCCACGACCGAUUUCGUUGCCACACUCGGACAAAAGCUCACCGGAUUGGUCAGAGCGCUCGCCGAUGCAGACGUUCUGUCACCAGGUGAAGUCACAAUUCUCCUCAGCAUCUGUAGAGGGCGCUUGCUCGAAUGGACGGCGUCGGCAGCCGACGCCAAGAUGUCUGAGUUGAUGGUAUUCCAUGAAGCACUCAGAUUCCGCCUCGAGGCUGGCCCUGAUUCCACGGCGGCAUUGUUGAAGCGAAUCUGCGCGGUAGACUUCGGUAUCUGCAGAUCAAACAUCGGCGGACUCUCCGAUCAUACUGUUCUGAUAGCCGGUUUCACCACUGAAUCCGAUGGCAAAGGCAUCACAACAUUCGCAAACCUGUCUUUCCACAAAGACCGAACCGAGGUGGAUGUCAAUAGGACUGCUCUUGUGGCCGUUGUAGCAGAGCUGGAGUCCAAGCUAAACGGCUGA